AUGCUCUUAUUGCUUCUUCCUCUCUUCCUGCUCCACAUUCUGCCCCACAAUUCGUUGCUCACCCAGAGCGCAGUGUCUCCCCCGUCUGCGUCCCUCCCAGCUCUUUCCCGUUUAUUUUAUUUUAUUUUCUUUCUGUCUUUUUUCUUCCCAACCCCGCACCUCACUAUCCAUUUUCUUUAUCGCUUCUCUACUGCCCAUUUUCAUUCAUUUUUCAUUUCAAUUUUCUUAUAUCUUUCUUUUUCCCUUAAGCUCUUUUUCCUUCUCUAUUUUUUUUUUUUUAACAUCAUUUAUUAUUUCCUUCUUUUCUAUUCUUUGCAUUUUCUACUCCUCUCUUUUUCUUUGGGAUUGUCUUUCUUUCUUCCUCUUUUUUCUAUUCUUUACAUUUUUCUUUCUUUCUUUCUUUCUUUCUUUAUUUAUUUAUUUAUCCUGCGUUUCUUGUUUCAUUCUAUAAUUCUUUUCUACGUCCGUUUAUCUCUUCCCACUUUUGUAUUUUCCUCUGUCUUCUCAUUUUUUUUCAUCUACGGUGAUUCUUUCUUUCUUUCUUUCUUUCUUUCUUCUUCUUCUGAGGAGGAGGAGGAGGGAGAAGAGUAG
Messenger RNA from Acanthosepion pharaonis, 591 nucleotides. NCBI's taxonomy places the organism in Eukaryota, Metazoa, Mollusca, Cephalopoda, Sepiida, Sepiidae. The record is from the annotation of a GenBank genome assembly.